AUGAGGACUCCAGAAUCCCCGAUUGAGGUACAUAUAUAUGGCAAUCUAUUUGAUUGGUCGGAAGAUAGGCUGUCCCUGAACCAGCGAAUCGUGGCCGAAAAUUAUUUGCGAUUUGUUCUUAAGUUUUUGGAGCAAAAACGUUUGGAGAAAAAGCGUGCUGAUAAUAAUAGAAAUAACCCCAUCUCCGGGGUAGAAGAAAACAACAACGGAGAGAGGGACAAGAAAAAGAAAAGAAACAACAAGCCUAUUGACAAAACACUCGAUGGGACUGCUGAUGGAAUCAGACGAGAGGGUCCGGAUUUGACCAGUUGGCUUGAGUCGGAAUCUGGAAAACAUCGGAAAUUGAGAACAAAGAGCGCACUUCAAAAAUCAUUCGAAGAGAACGUCCGGAACGAUACUUCCAACCUGAAACCGUUGACUCCAGCGAAAGGGGGAAAGGGGACCCGCAACAGAAAUGAGACAAUGCUCUGGUUGGUCUGGAGACAGGUCUCUCUAGCGCACGCAUUGCUUGUGCUUUACAGCUUCUCCCAAAAUGACCUUGACAACUUCACAUUUGAGGAAAUCAUAUUCAUCGUUGAGUAUGUGACACAAAAUCAGAAUUCGCUCAGCUGUGAAGCUCUUGAAGAAGAAGCCAGUAGCCUUGUUUCGGGAUCACGACUCAGCACAACACCGCCAUUUCUAGAAUGUGAGAAGAGACUGGGCUUCCAUAAUUCCUCCGAAGAUACCAUCAGAAGUUUUUCUAGUCCUUCGGUAGACCUUGGUAACAAUGGAGAUUUUGAGAUAGAAGUAGAAGAGGACCCGUCCGAAGAUCAAUUUGCCACGAAGAAAAGAAAACGAGCAUCGCCCUUUUCGGCAUCAGAUGGCUUAAAUAACAACAACUCUAACCAGAGUGCCCUCACAGAAAUGCCUCACGCUUCUUCAUUCCCUACUUCCCAUACAGUCAUGUUGUCUCCGGCUUCGUUGGAACUACUUGGCCUGUUUGCCGCUCUCGGUGGUAUGAAGGUACCAAGUCUAAUAUUUGAGCGAUUUUUGAGCCCUCAGCUACGUUGGAGUGAAGAUGGGGACCCUGUCCGUGCACCAUUGUUUUCAGAUUCUGUCAUGCCGCUUAGCAAGUUUUUCAAUCCUGAAUGUUUGACCAAAUCUUUGAAGGAACUGUGUUCAAGUUCGUGGAUUUACAUGGAUGGUUUUGAGAACCAUUCGUAUCAAAGUUUUUCUAUUUCUGAAAGCGCAAGAGAAUAUUCUGCGCAGCUUUUGAAAGUCAAGGAUCCGCAUCACUGGAACUUGCUCGCGUUGCAGUUUGUCUGCCACGUGUUCCCUCGCGACUCCACUCUGGAGGCCAGCUUCCAGAGACAUGGGAAAAUACUCUCUCCUGUCAUCGAUCAUUUGGCUAAACAAAGCAAGGCUUGGGAGCUUCCAAGAUCUACAAUAAUAGAGCUUGCAGAAGUCCUUGUUGCAAAAGCGAGGCUCGGAAGUUCACAAUAUAAUCGACAGGCGCUGGAUGAAGCUAUUCAAAUGCUCGGUGACGACAUUCCAGACCAUAUUCAAGCUUCCAUUGCUCUCCGACGGAGUAUAUUUGCCCGGUUAGACGGGGCUUAUCACUCAUCUGAACAAAUAAUCCUUGAUUAUCAGAAAGGAGCCCCAUAUCCUGGGCCGACCAACCCGAGACUACGUGCGUUAAGUCGGCUGUUGAUGAUAUCUCACCUGGAGAACUUGAUACAGCUUGAAGCUUAUGAAAAGGCCGAGAAUGAAAUAAGUGAACUCAACAAAUGGGAGCCGAGCGAGACAACUUGGUCCCCAAUGGAACUAUCUGUCAGCUUCAAGAAAUGGUCUACAGUCUCGAAAAUCUACCAAUCCCGUGGCAGAUUAGAAUCGGCCAGGUCGUACCUUGCCAGUUGCUAUAUCUUUCUGCAGCCAGAAUAUCUCCAAGACGAUCUGAAAUUGAUCCCUGAUCCAAACCGGUUCCAGAUCAUCACGAGAUUAUCAGAUCUACUGUGUGCAGAGGGGUAUUGGGUCGAUGCGCGGUCGAAGAUUGAAAUUGAAAUCGACUCAAUUUCGAACAAAAUUCAGGGAACAUUUGCCAAGGCCCUCAAACGUCUGAAAGUCUCUUUGGUGGAUGUCGACAUUGCCGAAAGUAAAUACGAUCAAGCUUCUUCGGGUGUUGAAUGGCUGAAACAGCAAUUCCAUGAGAUCUCGUCGCCAGAUAUCAGUGAUCAGUGGCUGCAUGUACGCUCAACUAUUGCCUCUGCUCGACUUAUGCAUUUCCAAUCCCGGUUCCAGGACGCCAUAUCUGAGUGGGAGCAGGUUCUUUCGCUUGUGGAAAAAUAUCCCAACAGCUUUGAAUCUGAAGGCUUCUUCUAUGGUAUUGCUCAAUUAUCCAUCUCCCUAGCACGUGUUCAAAUUGCUCGUUCCACGACCGACGCUUCUCGCAUUGACCUGCAAAGUUGGCGCGCUGAUACGAGACAAUAUUUCGAUAAAGGGUGUAAAGUUCUGGUUCGCGAGGAUGUGAAUUAUUGGAUUCCCACCUUGCCGAAGACUGCCAUACCCGAUCUUUUAUCAAACAUACAGUCUCAGGAACCGACCUGGAGUAUGGCAGAUGAUUUCAUCAAUCUCCAGCAAAAAUACCCCCUUCUUCCGGUGUGCGAAAAAAGACAACAGGGAUUAUCUUCCAAGAUAUGA
This is a messenger RNA of Penicillium salamii, 2676 nucleotides long. NCBI's taxonomy places the organism in Eukaryota, Fungi, Ascomycota, Eurotiomycetes, Eurotiales, Aspergillaceae. The record is from the annotation of a GenBank genome assembly.